This is a messenger RNA of Zygosaccharomyces rouxii, 510 nucleotides long. RefSeq names its product 60S ribosomal protein eL20 (gene RPL20B). Bases 1 to 510 code for a protein of 169 amino acids. The transcript has a single exon. Lineage: Eukaryota; Fungi; Ascomycota; Saccharomycetes; Saccharomycetales; Saccharomycetaceae. Gene Ontology annotation, biological process: translation. Gene Ontology annotation, molecular function: structural constituent of ribosome. Gene Ontology annotation, cellular component: cytosolic large ribosomal subunit; ribosome. The record is from RefSeq and is a predicted model, not a curated record.
AUGAAAGAAUACCAAGUUAUUGGCCGUCGUUUGCCCACCGAGAACGUUCCUGAACCAAAGUUGUUCAGAAUGAGAAUCUUUGCUCCAAACGAAGUGGUGGCUAAGUCUCGUUACUGGUACUUCUUGCAAAAACUUUACAAGGUCAAGAAGGCAUCUGGUGAAGUUGUUUCCAUUAACCAACUUCACGAAAACCAUCCAGGUAAGGUCAAGAACUUCGGUAUCUGGGUUAGAUACGACUCUAGAUCUGGUACUCACAACAUGUACAAGGAAAUCAGAGAUGUGAGCAGAGUCGCCGCUGUGGAAACUUUGUACCAAGAUAUGGCCGCAAGACACAGAGCUAGAUUUAGAUCUAUCCACAUCCUAAAGGUUGCUGAGAUUGAAAAGACCGCCGAUGUCAAGAGAAACAACAUCAAGCAAUUCUUGACCAAGGACUUGAAAUUCCCCCUACCUCACAGAGUCCAAAAGUCUACCAAGACUUUUGCUUACAAGAGACCAUCCACUUUCUACUAA